AUGAAGGUGGUAGUGUUGGUGAUGAUCCUUCCUGAAAGUGUGAUAGAAGGGUAUCGAAUUGUGGACAUAAGUGGAUUUAGGUCAAAGGAAAUAACAGAAGUACACUAUAGCAGUAUCAUUUGGAUUUUGGAUAAUCUUAUUGUAUUUUCCUUGAUUCCUUGCAUAGUUUCUGAUGAAGAACAAUCAGUAGUAUAUGUUCCAGGAAUUUCUGCAGAAGGAAAUACCAGAUCAAGACAGAAGUUGAUGAGUCCAAAAGCUGAUGUUAAAGUUAAGACUUCUAGGGUGGCUGCUGCUUCAAGCUCCAUGGAGUUUUUAAAAGGUGCAGGAGAUUCAAUAGAUCAACAGAAUUUCCUUAGGGAAGGAAUAAAGAGUGCAUCAUUGAAGGAUUUAUGCCUUGAAGACAAAAGACGCAUUGCAAACUUAAUUAAAGAACUGGCCAGAGUAAGUGAGGAAAAGGAAGUGACAGAAGAACGACUGAAGGCUGAGCAGGAAUCAUUUGAGAAGAAGAUCAGACAGUUGGAAGAACAGAAUGAACUCAUCAUCAAAGAAAGGGAAGCUCUUCAGCUACAGUAUAAAGAAUGCCAAGAACUUUUAAUCCUCUAUCAGAAAUACCUGUCAGAACAGCAGGAGAAGCUCACCAUGUCACUAUCAGAACUUGGUGCUGCUAAAAAGCAGGAGCAACAGGUAUCCAAUAGGAAGAGUACUCUCCAGUCUUCAUCUGUGGAACUGGAUGGUUCCUACUUGAGCGUAGCCAAGCCACAAACAUACCAAACCAAGCAAAGGUCUAAGUCUGCAAACCAAGAGUCAGCUUCAGAAUCCCUUACCGAGUUUAGAAAUAAUUCUUUGAAACCAGCAGUCCUUCAUCAUCCCAACAAGGGUUUAGACAAGAUGCCAUCAGAGACCAGAACAUUUAACUAUUCAUCUCCAGGGAGAAAACCAGUGGAUGUAUUCCCUACAGAGAAAGCUCCACCAGAAGAGUUGAAGAUGAAAGAAUGUCCAGACCUUAAACCUCCAUCUAGUCAUUGUUGUGGUCAUAGACUUUCUGAAAAUUCUGAUCAUGUUCAUGAGAGCCAUCCUACAAAUAUUGCCCCUCACUGUUGUUCCAGGACACAUCUGGAAUCAUGCAGUUAUUGUGGUCUUUCCUGGACAUCUCUUAUGCAUAGUCAAAGAGCCCUGCAUCCCAGUGAAACUGAUGCCAAAAAGCAACUCUCAGAAGAUAGAAGGCAGCAACUUAUGCUUCAGAAAAUGGAGCUGGAAAUAGAAAAGGAGCGCCUUCAGCAUCUGUUGGCCCAACAGGAGACAAAGCUUCUCCUAAAACAGCAGCAGCUUCACCAGUCUCGACUGGAUUACAAUAGUUUAUUGAAGUCAAAACGUGAUGGCUGGCUGACUGAAACAUCACCAUCCAUCAAAAAGUUCCCAGAAUCCACUAGCAGUGGAGAAAACCGGAAAGGAAAGAAAGUAGUUGGAUUUCAGUCAGAGAUGGAUGAUGAUGCCCUAUGGACAUGUCAGAAGAAGGAUACAUGUAGACCACAAGGAGGUACAACAACAGGAUUUAGAAAAGAUGCAUCCACAUCUCCUAUGCUAACAGGAAGCCAAAAGGAGCUUGCAACUGCGGCCACGUCAUCGUUCCAACACAACACCUCCCGGUAUGAGACAUCUCUGUUGGAUCUGGUUCAGUCUCUGAGUUCAAAGUCUGCCCCCAAACCCCAGCCACGUCCCUCCAGAGAAGCUGGUGCCUUGAAUCACAAUACCUUCCGACUCAGUCUUCUAAAACAAACCCGGAACAAGAUGGGGGCAGCUAGGACCCCCGAAGAGCUGGAGGAGAAUCAGAUUCUGGAAGAUAUCUUUUUCAUUUGA
This is a messenger RNA of Orycteropus afer afer, 1857 nucleotides long. NCBI's taxonomy places the organism in Eukaryota, Metazoa, Chordata, Mammalia, Tubulidentata, Orycteropodidae. The record is from RefSeq and is a predicted model, not a curated record.